AUGUCCGAUCCACCGCUCCUCACGCUCCCGAACGAACUCUUCCUCCACAUCUUCAGCUAUUUUAGCCCCGUAGACCUAGCUCCCAUCUGCCUCGUGAACCGGCGACUCAACACGCUCACCACCCCGCAGCUGUACGCCUCGCACAUCGCCGACCCAAACAUCUUCUGCUCACUCCCGAUCGCAACCAAAGUCCCGGCACGGCACACCGCACUCGUCAAGCACCUACACGUCUGGGGCCAGCACCCAACCUCCAGCACAGCGGCAUUCUCGCAAUGCGGGCACAUCACCUCGAUCCACUGGGACCUCGGGCCGGACCUGACUGACGCGCGGCACUUCAGCACCUCGCACCUGUCCUCGGCGUUCAUGAGCCGGAUCAGCACUUUGACCCUCGAGCUCACCACCUCCUUCCGCGGGAUGAUCCGGCGGACCUCGGGGGCGACCCGCACCUUCGCCUGGUUCGCGCAGUGCUUUGCGCGGUGCAGCCGGCUGCGCAAGCUAGUGCUCACGCCGACCUGGUACGAGCUGCCGCCGGUGGAGUUUAUCCCGUACAGUGGGGGGCCCGUAGCGCGCGAGCAGGAGCUCAUCGACGAGGUUGACGGGCUAUUCGGCGCGACGCUCGAGCACCUAGUGUUCCGGUGGUGUCCGCCGCUGCGCUACGCGGCGCCGAACAUGCUGCUGGACAGCCGGCUGAACGCCCCGGAGGCGGAGUCGUUCCCCGCGCUGCGCUUCCUCGAGGUCCCGUUCUCGUCCGGACUGUCCCCCGCGAGGAAACAGGAUCCUGAGAUCUUGCCGUCGUCGAAAAUCCUCUUCCACGCGUACCAGAUCUCGCUCCUCCGUCCGAACCUGAAGAUCCUCUCCCACGCCACAGCACCAAACGACCAGCCAACACACUUCACCCCACCCCUCGCCGACCUCCUGCACCUCCCCGCACACGACCUCGCCGCCUACCAUGCCUGGCUCCUCAGCACCUUCCCGCACUGGCGCGGCUCCUACCUCUACCCGGAAUUCCACCCGGCAGCCCUCACCCCCUCCCUCUGCACCGCGCUCCAAACCCUGACCUUCUCCGGGCUCGCGCACGGACUAACGCACUACAUCCCGCACCGCCUGAUCGGCCCACCACACGCCCUCAGCUUCGGCGCAAGCUUUUCCGCGCUGAUCACCGCGUCCGGUGCGGAACUGCGCUCGCUCACGCUCGAGACCCCGCCCGCAACCGAUGGUGCUGCGCGCUGGGUGCGCGUGCACCUGCCGCUGCUGGAAGCGCUACGCGCGCUCACCGUCGUGUCGCAUGGCGCGCCGGACGCGGAGACGGCGGGGAUGCUGGCUGCGGUUAGGGAAUUCUUGGGGCCGCUGCGGGUUAAAGAGUUGCGGCUGCAUGUAAAUGUUGAGGCCGAGGUGCUGGCGGAGGUACUGCGGGGUGUGCAGUUGGAGUGUUUGGAGGUUGUGGGGUUAGCGUUUAGGAAUUGCGGGAGUCUAUGCGGGUUUUGUGCGGUGCUGGAGGGGAUGCCGGGGCUGCGGGAGGUUAGGAUUGGCGGGUGGAGGGGAGGGAUCAAGGGGUUGGUGGGGGAGGGGUGGGAUGAGACACGGGAUGUGGCGAGGAGCAUGAUUGGCGAUGCCGUGCUGCAGGCUGUGCCGAGCGGGUGUAAAGUGUCGAUUGAUUUUCCAAGGCGGUAUGGUGGUGGUAACUAG
Messenger RNA from Tricharina praecox, 1686 nucleotides. RefSeq lists its product as uncharacterized. Lineage: Eukaryota; Fungi; Ascomycota; Pezizomycetes; Pezizales; Pyronemataceae. The transcript has a single exon. Bases 1 to 1686 code for a protein of 561 amino acids. The record is from RefSeq and is a predicted model, not a curated record. Gene Ontology annotation, molecular function: protein binding.